AUGGCCCUCAAGCGCAUCCAGAAGGAGCUGGCCGACUUGGGCAACGACCCGCCUGCGAACUGCUCGGCGGGGCCUGUCGGAGACGACCUGUUCAGUUGGCAGGCCACCAUCAUGGGCCCCCCUGACUCGGCCUAUACGGGCGGCGUGUUCUUCCUGAACAUUAUCCAGCGGCCUUCGGCACAGCCCAUCUUUGUUUCUUGUCUGAUGGUCAGGCAGGGCAGCCCGACGUACCUCCCACGGGGGCUGGGGCACAUCACGGGGAAUCCACCGUCCGCGGGCCUUCCAAUCGUUCUCGGCGUGCGGUCGCAGUGUAUGAAGAUGUGUCACAGCGAGGUUCUGCUCUCAAUUUCCUCGCUCCUCACGGACCCGAACCCGAACGAUCCAUUGGUGCCGGAGAUCGCUCAGUCGUACCUGAAGGACCGCCAGAAGCACGACCAGACGGCCCGCGAGUGGGUCCAGAAGUACGCCACCUGA
Molecule: messenger RNA, 474 nt
Organism: Prorocentrum cordatum
Lineage: Eukaryota; Dinophyceae; Prorocentrales; Prorocentraceae
Source: the annotation of a GenBank genome assembly